AUAGUCUCAAACGCAGCAGAGAGCGGCAAAGAGAUCCUGCGAGCGAGAGUUUGUGAGAGUGAGCGACAAUGGUGUCAGGAUCAGGGAUCUGCGCGAAGAGGGUGGUGGUUGACGCUCGUCACCACAUGUUGGGUCGUCUGGCCUCGAUCGUGGCCAAGGAGCUCCUCAAUGGUCAGAGCGUCGUCGUGGUGAGGUGUGAGGAGAUUUGCAUCUCCGGCGGCCUUGUGAGGCAGAAAAUGAAGUACAUGAGGUUCCUUCGCAAGCGCAUGAACACCAAGCCUUCCCACGGGCCCAUUCACUUCCGAGCUCCGAGCAAGAUCUUCUGGCGCACUGUUCGUGGAAUGAUCCCCCACAAGACCAAGCGUGGAGCAGCUGCACUUGCUCGAUUGAAGGUUUAUGAGGGCAUACCCCCUCCAUAUGACAAGAAGAAGAGGAUGGUUGUCCCUGAUGCUUUGAAAGUGUUGAGGCUUCAGAAGGGACACAAAUACUGCUUGUUGGGAAAAUUGUCAUCUGAGGUUGGAUGGAACUACUAUGAUACCAUCAGGGAGUUGGAGAAGAAGAGAAAGGAGAGAGCACAAUUGGUUUAUGAGAGGAAGAAGCAGCUCAACAAACUGAGGGUGAAAGCUGAAAAGAUCGCAGACGAAAAGCUUGGUCCCCAGCUUGAAAUCCUUGCUCCCGUUAAGUACUGAGUUGUCUUGUUUUAGGUAGUGCUUUUGAAGUUUUGACGAGAGUUAUACCAUAUUGAACUCUGCAUCUUUGUUGCUUGUACCUGGUAUUGGACCCUCAAAUCUGUUAAAUCUUGAAAGCCGUUUUUAUUGAUAUCUUAGAGCUACUUAUGUUAUUUAGACAAUAUAUUUUCCUCAAAUGAGUUGUGGUUUUGCUUCCAA
Prosopis cineraria is the source of this 887-nucleotide messenger RNA. RefSeq names its product 60S ribosomal protein L13a-4. The transcript has 4 exons. The record is from RefSeq and is a predicted model, not a curated record. Lineage: Eukaryota; Viridiplantae; Streptophyta; Magnoliopsida; Fabales; Fabaceae. The coding region runs from base 69 to 689 and encodes 206 amino acids. Gene Ontology annotation, molecular function: mRNA binding; structural constituent of ribosome. Gene Ontology annotation, cellular component: ribosome; cytosolic large ribosomal subunit. Gene Ontology annotation, biological process: translation; negative regulation of translation.